Molecule: messenger RNA, 1428 nt
Organism: Dreissena polymorpha
Lineage: Eukaryota; Metazoa; Mollusca; Bivalvia; Myida; Dreissenidae
Exons: 1
Coding region: 1-1428 (475 amino acids)
Source: RefSeq, a predicted model, not a curated record
AUGAAACUGAUAGAGCGUGUACUUGACACCCACAUACGCGAGAUGGUCGAUAUCGAUGGUAUGCAGUUUGGUUUUGUUCCUGGUAGAGGUACGACUGAUGCAAUCUUCAUCAUACGCCAGCUACAGGAAAAAUACAAUGCAGCAAACAAGCCACUGUAUAUUGCCUUCGUCGACCUUGAGAAAGCAUUUGAUAGAGUUCCAAGAAAGGUCCUCUGGUGGGCUCUGAUGAGUCUAGGGGUUGAGGAAUGGGCAGUUCGUGUCAUACAGGGUAUGUACACAGGCGCCAGGUGCCGUGUGCGUGUCAACGGACAAUAUAGCGAGGAAUUUGGAGUCGAAGUAGGGGUGCAUCAGGGUUCUGUUCUUUGUCCCCUGCUUUUCAUCCUUGUGCUUGAGGCUCUGUCGAGGGAAUUUCGCGCCGGGGUUCCAUGGGAGCUGCUCUACGCUGAUGAUCUUGCUGUGAUCGCGGACUCAUUGGAGGAGUGUCUCUCCAGAUUGAAAGGUUGGAAGGAUGGAAUGGAAAGCAAGGGGCUGAGGGUCAAAAUUAAGAAGACAAAGCUCUUGAUCACCGGCCCUGGACUGAAUCUUCUGCGCGAUGCGGGAGCAUAUUCCUGUGCGGUAUGUAGGUGUGGAGUGGGAGUGAACUCGAUUGAGUGUACCCAGUGCAAACUGUGGGUGCACAAAAAGUGCAGUGGCAUCAAGGGAAGAAUCACCAGCAACCCGGACUACGUUUUCCCGAGAUGCAUGGACCAGGCACGCCCAAUUGAUGGAAGACAUGUUACCCAGGUGGUCAUUGAUGGCUCACAGCUUGAUGUUGAGGCCAGCUUCUGCUAUCUGGGUGACACGCUAUGUGCUGGGGGAGGCUGCGAACUUGCCAUCAUCACCCGAUGCUGCAUUGCCUGGAGAAAGUUUAAGAAGCUCCUACCAAUACUGACGUCGAAACAAGUUUCCCUUAAAAUCCGUGGCACCGUGUUCAAUGCUUGUGUCCGUUCUGCUAUGUUACAUGGUAGUGAAGCGUGGGCACCAUCCGCUUCUGAUCUACAACGACUUCGUAGAAACGACAGAGCAAUGGCCCGCUGGAUCUGCGGCAUCAAACCUGACGACGGAGUCCACACUGACAUGCUGUAUGGCAAACUAGGGAUACCAGAAGUCACUGCAUCACUGAGAGCCAGACGCCUGAGGUGGUAUGGGCAUGUCGAGCGUGCCACCUCUUGCAUCAAUUUAAUCUCGAAGAUGGCCAUUCCUGGUGCUAGAGGUAGAGGGAGACCAAGAAAAUCAUGGUCUGACUGUAUUAAGGAUGACCUGCACACCUGUGGAAUGGGAGACACUGACCCACAGAACAGAGGAGCGUGGAAAUCAGGGGUUAGACGCUCUAGCCGCCUGCUGCCUACCCCAACUACUGGGACUAAUCCCGCAGCAGAUGACAAAUAA